Messenger RNA from Rhizophagus irregularis DAOM 181602=DAOM 197198, 1259 nucleotides. Lineage: Eukaryota; Fungi; Glomeromycota; Glomeromycetes; Glomerales; Glomeraceae. The record is from RefSeq and is a predicted model, not a curated record.
AAACGAAAAGAAAACGAAAAUAUUAUUCUUAGAAAAAAAAAAAAAUUUUUUUUUAAAAAAAACAAACUUUCUCAUUUUAAAUAUUUUUUUUAAAAAUUUCUCAUAUUAUAAGUUUUUCAUUAUAAGUGAAAAAAUAGUAGAAAAAAAAUGUCGGACUUGAGAAACCAGGCAGCUUAUUCUUAUCCUUCACCUGCGACAAAUACUUUACCGAAAGCUGAUAUUUCACUUCGUGAAAUAUUAGACAUGUAUCGUGACAAUCAUGAUCUGUUGAAACAAAUUCUUACUGCUAAAUCUGAAGAAGACAAACGUCGAACUGAAGAAGGAAAAUAUAAAACGGAACAAGUACGCUUACAGUAUAAACAAGUGGAAUUGGAAAUAUUAAGGGAACAGAAGAAACCUCCAACAAUUUAUACCGGAGUUCCACCGGUGAAUACCUCUACACCAGGAUUCAAUGUAAAAUCUCCAUCAGACGUGCAUAGUCCAUAUUUAUCUAUACCACCGCCGAUAGACGCGCAUUUUCCAGCAACAACACCAACAAGCGCAACACCGCGUUUAUCCCCUCCUUCUUCGGCUACCACUGGCCAUGAUAGUGUAUCUUAUAAUGGAGUUUCAAAUCCACACAAUCAUUCCUAUAGUCCGAUGAAUCAACGUCCUUCUUUAACACUUUCAAUUCCAUCAUUUCCGAUCAUAACUGCAUCUCCCACUGCUAUGCAUAAUAAUCAUUCAUUUUCUACUCCAACAAGCAGUAUACCGGAGCAUCCACAAUCUGCAACAUCUCAAACACACCAUCAUUAUUCACAAAGUCCUACUUCUGUAAAUAGUAAUAAUAAACGUACUAAACUUUCCGAAUCUGAAGUGGAUCAUGAAUAUGUGAUGGAAGCUCUAAGACAAAAAGUACAAAGAAAUCAAGAAAAUCCUGCAAAAAAAUUCAUGAAUGUCUUAAAACCCAGAAGUGCUAGUAUGCCUGUACCCCCAUUAAAUCAAUCAAGUCCAACUCAUCAUCAGCAUCAUCACAAUAAUCGUGAUCAACAUAAACAGCAAUCACCGCAUCAACGUCAAUCUCAACAACCACCAGCGCCAUCACCAGUGGAUUCUCCAAUGGUACAUUCACCAAUUCCUCCUCAAUUACCUCCCUUGAAUGUUCAUUCUCCCAGCAUGAGUCAAGAACAAGUUGCCAAGACUUAAAUUUAAUUUGUAUUAAUUACAACCUUCAUAUUCGAUUUAUGUUUGUUUUUUUAUUAUCUUGAUUUAUUGUUAUU